CCAUUUACAAGUUAAAAGAUUCCCCGCUGAUAUUCUAAUGCUGGUUCAUGCUCUUUCUAAUCUUCCUUAUCCUUAUGUGGAUGAAGCUGUAGUUACUCAAAUUGAUGCCAUCAUACCUCAGUGCAAUCUGAGUCAGCUCAAUCGCUUUACCAUAGAUCUCCUAAAAUGGAUGAAACAUCAGAAGCCAAAUCAGAAAAGUUAUUCUGGACCAUACAGGUCACUUUUGCAAAAAAUUAACAGUUGCGCAUUUCAGAGACUUGAGGAAAUAAACAAUUUGGAUCUUUUGCUGAAGGAAUUCAGAUACAUACAUGGAAAAUGGUUUCAAGAAGUGCUUCUCGAGAAGACCAUAAUUACUUUACGUCAGUUGAGAGAUCAGAUUACAUGGUCAAAUGUAGUGAAGUUUGCAUCCUUUCUCCUUGGAACCAACUACCGCUGUACACUAUUACUUGACAGAAUAGCUGCGGUUACCACUGAACAUAUCGAUCAGAUCUAUUAUUCAGAAGUACAUGUUAUUCUUGCUCUAUUUUCUUUAUUUAAUUAUGAACCCCCUGAAGCUGAGAAAUUUUUUGAGGCUUGCAUUAAUCAUAUCUGUCUUCACUUGGAACAUUUUGAACCUUCUCUUCUUGUAUUGCUUGGUUUUGCUUUGGCUUCUGCUGGGUAUUUUCCACAGAAAGUGAUAAAGGCUAUAUUUAAUAUUGAAUUUCUCUCCAAAUUGGAUGCUGAGCUUCAAA
This is a messenger RNA of Protobothrops mucrosquamatus (brown spotted pit viper), 731 nucleotides long. Its product is annotated as FAST kinase domain-containing protein 1, mitochondrial. The transcript has 3 exons. Gene Ontology annotation, cellular component: ribonucleoprotein granule; mitochondrial matrix. Gene Ontology annotation, biological process: mitochondrial RNA processing; regulation of mitochondrial mRNA stability. The record is from RefSeq and is a predicted model, not a curated record. The annotation marks the transcript as partial. Lineage: Eukaryota; Metazoa; Chordata; Lepidosauria; Squamata; Viperidae. Gene Ontology annotation, molecular function: RNA binding.